Molecule: messenger RNA, 5783 nt
Organism: Ctenopharyngodon idella (grass carp)
Lineage: Eukaryota; Metazoa; Chordata; Actinopteri; Cypriniformes; Xenocyprididae
Gene: slc35e4
Product: solute carrier family 35 member E4
Exons: 3
Coding region: 3224-4507 (427 amino acids)
Cellular component (GO): Golgi apparatus
Molecular function (GO): antiporter activity
Source: RefSeq, a predicted model, not a curated record
AUUUGAUCAUAUUGUGCUGAUGAGUUGUGCUCUGUUUAUGAUGGUAUUAUACUCUGUUGAUGCGGACUGGUUUGUUUGUUCCUCUGUGAGGGUCUUACUAGUGUCAUUUAUGAAACGUUUUGUUUCCUCAAUUUACUGGAGGUGACAAUAAGCGAGAAGAUCAAGACAAGUGCAUCCUUGAUAUGAUCCGACAGUCGCAUUACCAAGCGAAUAUAAGGAGAUAUUAAUAUAAAACAAGGAAUAUAUGACACGUUUAGGCUUGAACAACCUCCGUGGAAAUUACACUUACAAACGGGACAUGAAAUAUACCGAUGCUGCGGUGACUAGACCUCAUCGACCAGCGUCAUUUGUACAUAUGUACGGCCUUGUUUUAUUAUGCAAUGCAUUUCAAGUCUCUUGUUAUUGUUUAAACUGAAAUCUUUGUAAUUGUUGUUAAAUCUGGCUUGACUGGAUAGCCGUCGCAGUUUCAGGCACCCCAUCACGGGAUCCCGGAUGAAAUAAGCCUAUGGACCACAGAGCGACCAUUUGCUGCGCUGUCAAUCUAAAAGCCACCGACAGCAGUGAAGUCAGCGACAAAAACAUUCAACGACUCGCUAUCCCGACUAUUUAUUUAACAUAGCCACUAAUUUGUUUAGGAUUUGCGUCUACUGAACCAUUUUCAUAAAGUAUUUUGAAUAAAUGGGGGCGCCAAUCCAAAACCGGCAGCGCCACGAGCCGAUUUCUGAUUGGUAGACUUGGUGGAUUAAUUUCCCUGCGUUCCCCCGGUGUCGUGAGAAAACAGGUCCUCCCUUGAAAUCGGGUCUCUCUACAAAGUACACAUGAACAACAUCAAAAUAUGUAUAUAGAUGCGUACUAUAUAGUGCAUAAGAAAACAAAUUAGACAAAUGUAAUAUCUUUCACUUGAUAAACUGUCAUUAAAUAAUAGCCUAAUAAUAAUGAUAAACAAUUAAUUAAGCAUGAUCGUUCUUUUUAUAACUUAAAUAUUUGGAUAUUUUACAUGUAAUUUUACAUUACAUUACAGAUUGUAGUGAAUACACGUAGGGGUAAAUGGAAAUGCACAGUGCAAGAUAAGCUAUCAGGCUAAUCAGGUAUCUGUAUGCUAUGCUAGUACAUUAAUAAAACAGACAUUAAUGGUCAUUAUAAAAUAACAACAUGAACAACACAUAUAAUGUGAUUUUGAAGGAACUGUAAACAGGCACCUAUUGACACUGGUCUGGUCAUUACAGUAACUCGAAUAAUUUGCUGAUUCAUUAGGCAAGCCUUUGGCUAAAUUCGGUAAAGCAUAGGCCUAUUACUCUUUCAAUUUUAGCAAUAUAAAUAUUGAAAUAUUGGCAGAAAUAGAAGGGCCCAAACUUGCAGUCUUGGCCACUUGAGAGUGUGUACACGUGACAGGUCAGAAAAGACUGUCUUAGAAAAAUGCAACAGCUCAGUUCCCUUAAUCUAAAUCCACACUAUGUCUAAUACCACUUCAGAGUGAUAUUUGAGGCCAAGCAUAUCCCUUAUGUGACCCUGGACCACAAAACCAGUCAUAAGGGUCAUUUUUUUGAAAUUGAGAUUUAUACAUCAUCUGAAAGCUAAAUAAAUAAGCUUUCCAUUGAUGUAUGGUUUGUUAGGAUAUGACAAUAUUUUGAAAAUCUGGAAUCUGAGGGUGCAAAAAAAAAAUCAAAAUAUUGAGAAAAUCGCCUUUAAAGUUGUCCAAAUUAAGUCCUUAGCAAUGCGUAUCCACUCACAAAAAUAAAUGUUUGAUAUAUUUACGGUAGGAAAUUUACAAAAUAUCUUCAUGGAACAUGAUCUUUACUUAAUAUCCUAAUGAUUUUCGGCAUAAAAGAAAAAUCGAUAAUUUUGACCCAUACAAUGUAUUGUUGGCUAUUGCUACAAAUAUACCUGUGCGACUUAUGACUGUUUUUUUUUGGGCCAGGGUCAAAUAUAUCAUUCACAUUAAUCAUGUUCAUAAAUUCACAUGCCCUAAAAUCUCACGAUUUUGAGGAAAACUUUACAUUGUAUGUUAAGUUAAUUUGAUAUUACAAAGGCUAUUAUUUAGUAGAAAACCAUGAAGUUUUGCAUUUUAUUGGUGCAGAGAUUAUGUAUAUUUUGUAAAACAUUUGCAUCUGCUUUUUAUCACUUAAAUAGAAGCACCACAAUUACUAAAUUGUUUCAUCUGAAGAGACUAAUAAACAGACAUUUAGAAGUUUAUGUGGUAUCAGGUAAUCAAAAGUUCUAUACACACACUUGCAUUCUUCAUGCCUACUUGCACACUUGGGCUAAAUACAGGAAAUACGUCAUGAAAAUGCUGGCAUACACUACACAACUUUUAAAAUCCAAAUAGUUUUUAAAACACUAGGCAUCACACACUUGCUGUCUUUGUAAAUGGUCACAGAGAAAAACUGAUCAUACACUAAAUGAGAGAAGAUCACACGCUAUUCCAGACUUUCAAGCCAUUCCAAAAACAAACUCAGGCAGAAACAUGCGGCAUGUUGCUAGAAGAUGCGUGACGAAAAAAAAAAGAGAAAAAAAAGUGUUCUAAAAACGGCUCAAAAUAUCAAACAUGUCUGUAUAGUCUGAAGCAGAAAAAAAACCUAAACUACCUGAUUUCCUGUGAAAUUGGUCAGCUGUGCCUGCCCAAAAUUUGCAGUCUUUGUCUCAACCAGUGUUGAAUUGUCCAGACUGCAAAUUGAGGCAAAAAUCUGUACAAAAGUCAUGUAGCCUUAAAGUCGGCAUGAGAAGUUGCAAUAGCCCUUACUUCCCUAUUGUGACGUAUUUCCGAGUAAAAUGACUUCUUGAACAAGAAAAACUGUGCAGGACUUGAUUUUGUCCAAGGGGAAUUGAUUGGAUCGUUGGAGAAGAGAAGUCGCUGCAAGAAGUUGGGGAAGUUGUUUUGAUUAAAGAUUAAGAGCACACAUGAAUAAUGAUGUGCAUGGUUAAAUCUUUUAUAAUACAUACUGCAGUAUUCCAUAAUAAAAAAAAAAAAAAUGUCGAUUUUGAUUAUGGUGACUUUAAGUAGACAAGUGAUCAAGUGCAAAGACCGCAAGUGUGGGUAUUGGGACAGGCCCUAUGGAGUAGUAUGCUAUUUCGAAUCCAGCCAGAGAGUCAAGAUUCAUUCAAAAGAACCGAUUGGUUCACGAAUGAAACACCACUACGUCUCAUGCCCAAAACAAACGCCCGUGCCUGCCCUUACGUCACAAACCAGACCAUCGACACAUAAUAACACGUGUAGACAAUCGGAAUGUUGUUUCUGUCUGCUUCCAAAACACACGGUUGCUAUAGCGCGUUAAGACAGGACAUCACACCCGGCUUCAGUUCUUUCAACAGAGAGUGCGAAGAUGAAACGAACAUGAUUAGUACCGAUGGCCCCUCCAACAAGUGCGCGGAGACCCGGGACACCGGGAAGGAGAAGAAGCAACCGCCAGAAAUGCUGCACCUUAUGUUCGCCGUCUCCGUGUGGCUGGUGACGGGCACCACCAUUUCCAGCCUCAACAAAUGGAUAUUCGCCGUGUACAAUUUCAGAUACCCGCUGCUUCUGUCAGCCCUCCACAUGCUGACAGCGAUAGUGGUGGACUACGGACUGAUAAAAUGCAGGGUUAUCCAGCACAGAGGUAUCGGCGAGCAGGAUUUAACAAACAGCGCCAAAUUCAAAGUAUUCCUGUUGAGUUUGACAUUCUGUGCCAGUAUCGCGUUUGGAAACGUGGGACUCAAUUAUGUGCAGCUUUCAUUCGCACAGAUGAUCUACACCACAACGCCGCUGUUUACACUGGCUAUUUCCACGCUGAUUCUCGGAAAGCAGCACCACAUCCUGAAGUACACCGCGAUGAUGCCCAUCUGUCUCGGGGCGUCGUUCAGCAUUAUGGGCGAGGUCCAGUUCGACCAGACCGGCUGCCUGUUUGUGUUCGCCGCCACCAUGUUAAGAGGCGUAAAAACCAUUCAACAAAGCAUCUUGCUCCAGGAGGAGAAGAUCAACUCUAUCUUCCUACUGUAUCUGAUGUCCAUCCCCAGCUUCUGCAUCCUGGCCGUAGCCGCCCUGGUUCUGGAGAACUGGGCAGCGCUGCAGUCCCCUCUCCAGUAUGACCAUCACCUCUGGGGUUUCAUCUUGCUCAGCUGUCUGGGUUCAGUGCUGUACAACCUGGCCAGCUGCUGUGUCAUCACCCUCACCUCCGCUGUCACGCUGCACAUCCUGGGCAACCUGAAUGUGGUGGGGAACCUGCUGCUCUCCCAGCUGCUGUUUGGGCACCAGCUGACAGCUCUUAGCUGUGCUGGAGCUGCGCUCACCCUCUCGGGCAUGAUCAUCUACCAAAACUGUGAGAUCAUUGUAGCUUACCUCGACGCACGUAGAGCCAGGACACCAACCAGUAACAGUGGAGAGGACGUGAGAGGAGAGGAGAAUGACUCAAGCAUAUCAAAGACAACUCCAGAACCAGCUACACAACCUUGUUCAGAAGAAGACUCAUCUGCAGAACCAGCUCAAGAACCUAACGAGAGGACAGAGGAUCAGAUUCAUGAGAAAACGGACUGAAGAGGCUGAAGAAAGGCUGUGUUCCAAAACCUAGUGAGCUGCAGUGCUGUCUAUUGCCAAACUCUGGACUUUUUUCUUGCAUUGAGCACAAAAGAAUACAAUGAAAGUGAAAGGUGACCACAGAUCUCUCUGGUCCCUAAACACUUUCAUUAGAUAGAAAAGAGCAGCUUGAACCAGGGUUGUAAUAGGUAACUACAACAGAAACUAAAACUAAAAACAUAAAAAAUAAACAUUUUUGCUAUUUGAAAUAAAAUAAACGUUAACUGGAAUAAAAUACAAAUAUUUAAAAAACCUAAGCGCUUUUUAUUUCACAUUGCUCAUUUUAAUUUAGUUUAAUUUGAUGUACUAAAAUAACUAAAACUGAAAUAAAAUGAAUAAAAAAAGAUACUAAAUUUGAAACAAACAACAAAAUUAAAACUUCAACUAAACUUUAACUUUUAGCUAAAACUUUAAAUAAAAUUAAAGUGCCCCUAUUAUGCUUUUUUGGAUAUUACCUUUCAUGUAGUGUCAUAUAGCUGUUUGUGCAUGUAAAAGGUCUGCAAAGUUUUAAAUCUCAAAGUGCACGACAAAUAUAGCUAGCUACUAUAGCUAGUCUCCUAAAAGAAAGAAUCUAUUCUGAACUGCCGAAAUGAGUCAUCAGCAAUUCCAGCCUCACUUCCUGUUACAUACCUACGUACCAAUGUAACAAAUUUGCAUAAUACUACCAGCCUAUGGUCUUCAUUGGCUGCCAGCAAAUAACGUCUACUUUGACCCUCAAACACUGCAGUUGUAGCUGAGGCCUGAAAGAGCUUGGUUUGUGUUGUCAACAUGUCGAGAAGACGCUGUUUUCAGCCCUGCAAAUCCACUUUGCAUGCACUUCAAAAGGAUGAGAAUUCGGGCUCGAAUUGAUAUGGAAAAGCAGACACCAUCGUUACUGUUCGUAUCACUGUGUAUCAAGUACUGAGGAAGAUCUGGAGCUGAAAUUCAGAUAUGGUAAAAGGUGUUUCUUUUUUGACAAGCUCUGUAAGUGGCAGACUAAUCACAACAUACUGGGCCAUCUGACCAAUUAGAGUAGAGCAGGCUCUCAGAAAGGAGGGGUUUAGAGAGACCGAAUCUUUUAUUGAACCAUUUCAGACACUGUGAGAAAAGAGGUGAUGCUUCACUGUAUAUUAGAAUAAAAUUAAAGUGUUUUUUGACCUUGGAUGCAUGUAAACCUAUUGUAGGAGACCUCAAAAACAACAUUAGGAACCUUUAAAAUAGCAUAAUAGGGGCACUUUAAAAUAAUAAUAUAUAUUAA